Sphaeramia orbicularis (orbiculate cardinalfish) is the source of this 3342-nucleotide messenger RNA. RefSeq names its product adrenoceptor alpha 2C (gene adra2c). The coding region runs from base 363 to 1712 and encodes 449 amino acids. The transcript has a single exon. Gene Ontology annotation, cellular component: plasma membrane. Gene Ontology annotation, biological process: regulation of smooth muscle contraction; regulation of vasoconstriction; platelet activation. The record is from RefSeq and is a predicted model, not a curated record. Gene Ontology annotation, molecular function: alpha2-adrenergic receptor activity; epinephrine binding. Lineage: Eukaryota; Metazoa; Chordata; Actinopteri; Kurtiformes; Apogonidae.
AGGACGCGCUGAGGAGGGAGUCCGCUUUCUAACCGUGGAAAUCCUGCUGCUGAACCCAGCCUGCGCCUUCUGGAUUACCGACUUGAAACACUUUACAUUGCUUUCUCCAUCUCCUUUCUCCUCUUUCUUUCUGUUCUCCAAAGGAGAGACUUGGAUGCAGGAUGUGGAAGAUCGCAGGUGAGGAGAGGAGGAAAAUACCGUUUCAUGUAGAUAUGUGCCGCCAAAUUUAUGCUGAACUCCUUAUGGAAUAUUUCUACAGAAUUAUUUAACGAUUUUUUUUUUUUUUUUUUUUUUUUUUUUUUUUUUUUUUUGUCAAAUUCUUUAAAGUCAUACUUUGACUUAAGACAAAAAAGACUCUCAAAAUGGAUUUUUUAAACAGCUCCAUCUUCGAGGGAGGGAUGGAGGCAGAAAACAUCUCCUCUAAUUCCACCUCUCAGAGCCAGUACACCCAGCUCGCUAUCUGGGGUCUGGCAGGACUUGUCAGCUUUCUGAUUUUGUUUACAAUAGUGGGGAACGUCUUGGUUGUUAUUGCAGUUUUAACAAGCAGAGCUCUGAAACCACCCCAGAACCUUUUUCUUGUGUCCCUGGCCAGUGCAGACAUAUUGGUGGCCACGCUGGUCAUGCCCUUUUCUCUGGCAAAUGAACUUAUGGGCUAUUGGUUUUUUGGGAAAAUCUGGUGUGAUAUCUACUUGGCUCUGGACGUUUUAUUCUGCACCUCCUCCAUCGUUCAUCUGUGUGCUAUUAGUUUGGACAGGUACUGGUCAGUGACACAGGCUGUAGAAUAUAACUUGAAGAGAACGCCUAAAAGAGUUAAAGGUAUGAUCGUGGUGGUCUGGCUUAUCUCAGCUGUCAUCUCCUUCCCACCGCUCAUAUCAAUGGACCGGAGCAGUAGUGAGGCCAGUGAGUGUAGACUGAACGAUGAGACCUGGUACAUCCUCUACUCCAGCAUCGGCUCAUUCUUCGCUCCCUGUGUCAUCAUGAUCCUGGUCUAUAUCCGGAUCUACCAAGUAGCAAAGACCAGGACCAGAACAAUGUCAGAGAAGAAGAGGGAUGUGGACUCGCCGCUGGAGAACGGGAUGGAGCAAGCAGAACCAGGCAAAGGUGGGUCCGUAAAGUCCACCAGGGGCGGAAACACGAAAGACCAGGAGCGUGAGAACGGACACUGCCAGGAUCAACCUGUGGGAUCGCCGUUACCCAACGAGCCCAAACAUCCCCACACGGAUCACGACGAUGACUACGACGAUAGCAGUUCAUCGGACGAGAAACCCAAGAAAAAUUCCACUUCCUCCAAACACCAUCUCGAUGACAGAAAAGACAGGAAGUCCAGCCGAAAAAGCAGCUGCGCCUCGAAAUACUCCAGCAGGAAGUCGCGUGCCAGUUCCAAGUCCAUGGAGUUGUUUUCGUCUCGUCGCAAACGGCGGAGCACUGUCAACCGCAAGAAAGCGUCUGCGGCCCGGGAAAAACGCUUCACCUUCGUCCUGGCUGUCGUCAUGGGCGUGUUCGUGGUGUGCUGGUUCCCUUUCUUCUUCUCCUACAGCCUCUACGGAAUCUGCCGGAAGCCAUGCGAGAUCCACGAGACUCUCUUCAAGUUCUUUUUCUGGAUUGGCUACUGUAACAGCUCCUUAAACCCAGUCAUUUACACCAUUUUCAACCAGGACUUCCGCAGAGCCUUCCAGAAGAUCCUCUGUAAGUCCUGGAAACGACCUUUCUGAGGGCGACGUGCACAGUUACGGGUUUCCGACAGACAUUAUUCCCUGCAGACACAAAUUCAAUCUGUUCUGAGCCGUAGGAUAAAGUGCGGGGCUGGGGUGCUUUUCACACCUUUACUUUUCAGGGAUUGCUCUUAAAAUGAAGGAUCGCUUAAUGGAUCAUUGGACUGAACUAAGGUGCAGGGAAGAGGAUUAAAAUACAAGCAUCGAUGCUUUGAUAAUACCCAUAGAUGGGGUUUUCCUGCAAUGCCAGACAGAUUUUGCACUCUAACAUGGCCUCGGCUGAUUCCCCCCCCCGCCCCCCAUUUAAUUCAUCUCUGUUCAUUUAAGUACAAUAAGCUGUCUGACUCCAAUUGGUUACUGUGAUGCAUGCACAACAGAGUGGUUACACCUGGAGGAACUGCACAGGAGACGAAAAGGUUUACAGAGACACUUGAUUUUCUAAUGUGACCUCAUUCACUGAAUAUAAUGCGAAAAGGCCUUGACAAUCUCCAUACAACUGUUAAUUGUGACGUACGAUGGUGUUCUUUACCUCCUCUCUCUUUGUCUGUUACUGUUAUGCUUUUUCUUUUCUUAUUACGUCACCCUCUCAACAUGAGGACCAAUGGGAUGAAGGGGCUCCUUGCUUACUGUUUCAGUAGCAAAAAAACAAAACAACGACAAAAAAACAAAAACAAAACAGUUUCACUAAGAACAAAAAAAAAAAAAAUUACAAGAACAAACUCAACCAUCCACUAAAAGUACAAUGUCAUACUUCUGUCGCUGUGCAAGAAAAACUGGAAACUGCAGUGGGAAACAUUUCAUCAGGAUGUGUGUUCUUAUACCUAAGCUGCUCGGACUAUGGUCUGGAUGUGGAGACAUGUAUGAGAACAGUGACGUCAUGGGUCAUUUUUGUCUCCCAGGCAUGUUUGCACCAACUUUUCCCCUCUGAGAAAAUAGAUGGAAUAUAGAUAUACUGCUGAGACAGACAGGCAUCCGCUGAGGAUUUCACUGUGUGUGUGUGUGAACGAGUGAGAGAGAGAGAGACAGACAGGACGAACGAGGAGACAAAGUGUAUAACGUGAUGAAGUGAGAGAGUUAUCCCCACUACACGUUAACGAAUGUCUGUGUGACAGUUUGUCUGAGUGUGUGUUUGCUUCCAGGAAAUGGCCUAAUUUUCUCUGCUCAAGUGUCUUUCUAUUCUCCUCCACCUUAUUUUUCUGUCACAUCUUUUCUCCUCUUACUGCCACGGUAAAGAAAACACAACACACAAACUCACAUACACACCUUAUCGCUCUGCUGUAAAGUCUGCUACUCACACAAACACACACACACACACACACACACCAUGAGUGUAUCCACAACAGUAUAAAAAUGACUUCACCGUUUUCAUCUCUAAAUUUCAAGCAUUUAUAGCCAAAAGGGCUGAUGCUUUUCUCUCUCGCUCUCUUGUAAAUAACUGAAGACAGUACAGUAUUGUUGUAUUGAUAUGACAAAAGUCUAUUGUUUGUAUGAUGAACAGCUCUGAUCAGUUUUCAUGUUACACAGACUUGUCCUUUUCUAAUGUUCAGAAAAAGAACUGUUUACUUCUCUGCUUUGAGCACAUUCAAAAAGAACAAAUAAAGAGAUGACUUCACAUAUCCUUUGAAGAAUG